UUUUAGCAAGCAUGGAAAACGAUACACUGCAGCUUGGAUUUCAAAACAAAAAUAUUACUAUGAUUGCUGAAUUGUGACAAACCCACCUGGAGUUAAGUAGCAAAUUAUAAAUUAUAAUGGAACACAAAGGCCUACAAGUUUUACAACUUCAUCGAUAUCCACAGUAUUUGAAACCAUGUUGCAAAUUGAUCAAUGCCGAGUGGCCACGCAGCGAAACAGCAAGAAUGAUCUCUCUUCAAGCAUCCUGCGAUCAAUUACCGACCAGCCUAAUAUUAAUAAACGCCGACAAACUCAUUUUAGGGCAUUGUAAGCUUACUCCAAUACCGACUAUACCAAAUAGUUGUUUUAUUGAAACAGUAGUAAUUAGUAAAUCUAUGCGUGGUCAAAAAUUGGGUACGUUUUUAAUGAAAGAAGUUGAAAAGUAUUGUAAAAAUGUGUUAAGAUUGGAAAUGGUUCAUUUAUCUACAAAAGGUCAAGAGAAUUUUUAUGCUAAAUUAGGUUACGAAUUUUGCGCUCCAAUUUCAAUAUAUGGUAACAGUGUUGUUAGCAAUAAUAACGCAAAAGAUAGUAACACGAAAAAUGAUGUAGUGCCAGCUAAAAUAGGGAUUAACAUCACAGCCCCACCGCCCCCACCGAUGCCAAAACCUGUUAAUGUACAGAGUACUAUUAAAACUAGUAAAACGUACAUGUUCAAAUAUUUAAGUUAAUAAAAAUAUGUAAGUUAAUUAAAUUUUAUAUUUUUUUAUUG
This is a messenger RNA of Nymphalis io (European peacock), 748 nucleotides long. It is a transcript of the gene Naa80, whose product is annotated as N-alpha-acetyltransferase 80. Gene Ontology annotation, biological process: protein acetylation. The coding region runs from base 117 to 707 and encodes 196 amino acids. The transcript has 2 exons. Lineage: Eukaryota; Metazoa; Arthropoda; Insecta; Lepidoptera; Nymphalidae. The record is from RefSeq and is a predicted model, not a curated record. Gene Ontology annotation, molecular function: acetyl-CoA binding; N-acetyltransferase activity. Gene Ontology annotation, cellular component: cytoplasm.